This is a messenger RNA of Drosophila ficusphila, 4452 nucleotides long. RefSeq names its product von Willebrand factor A domain-containing protein 8 (gene c12.2). The transcript has 7 exons. The record is from RefSeq and is a predicted model, not a curated record. The coding region runs from base 156 to 4313 and encodes 1385 amino acids. Gene Ontology annotation, molecular function: ATP hydrolysis activity; ATP binding. Lineage: Eukaryota; Metazoa; Arthropoda; Insecta; Diptera; Drosophilidae. Gene Ontology annotation, cellular component: cytoplasm.
UCAGCUGUUCGUUCUGGGCAGCACUAUUUUGGUAAACACGCGCGGACCGCCGCCGUAUUAAGCCAAAUAAAUCCGGAAAAGUAAACCCUUUGCCGGAGUUAUAUCCAUCUCCUCUUGUGCUUGUGAGCUCCAACGAUCCCUCCCCAUCGACGGACAUGCAGGCGAACCUACUAGGCCGCAGCGGCCACCUGUUGCGUCACAGCCUCCAAAACACCAGGAUAUGGAAGCCAAGAUUCACGAGCACCGCUGCAGGAAAGGAUCCGGAGGAGGACAGCCUAACCAUCGGUGAUGUGAGCGUGCGUCUGCAGAAGCCCAAGGAUCCCCAACUGGUGCCACAACAAUACGUGAAAUACGCUCCGGAUGGCACGCUUCAGUUGUCGCAAUCGGCGCUCCAUCACCUGCGUUGGAUGCUGCAGAAGGAUGCGCUGCGGCAGGACAUGUUCCUGUUGGGACAGCCGGGUCCCCUGCGCCGCCAGCUGGCCAUGCAGUUCCUGGAGCUCACACAGCGCGAGGUGGAGUACGUGUCCCUCAGCCGGGACACCACCGAGAGCGACCUGAAGCAGCGACGCGAAAUCCACGACAGGGCGGCCGUCUAUCACGAUCAGGGAGCAGUGAGAGCGGCGCUCAAUGGUCGCGUUCUGGUUCUCGAUGGAGUGGAGCAUGCCGAAAGGAAUGUUCUGCCCAUACUGAACAAUCUGCUCGAGAAUCGCGAGAUGCACUUGGAGAGCGGCAAGUUUUUGAUGUCGCCCGAGCGUUACGACAAGCUUUUGGAGAAACACACCCGCGAGCAGCUGGAUGAAUGGGGUCUGCUGCGCGUUUCGGAGCAAUUUAGAGUUGUGGCUUUGGGCUUACCAACCCACAAGUACAAGGGCACGCCGCUGGAUCCUCCACUGCGUUCCCGCUUCCAGUCGCGCAAUGUAACCACCUACUCCUAUGGCGAACUCUACGAGGAACUGCAGCAGGAGGCGCCUUCUGUCCCUGGCGAACACCUAAAGCAAUUGCUCACCUUUGCCUUGACUUUGCAGCAAGCAGAUCCGACUCUCCAACUGCCGGAUUUUCCACUCCACAACCUGCAACUGGGCGUCAAAAUGCUGGAAACCAAUCCCUCGCUGAGUCUGCACGAUGUCCUUAGUCGCAUUUUUCCAUAUCAAACCAUGCUUAAGUCCGAUCAAAAGAAGCGCGUUGAGGAGCUGCUCAAGAAACUGGACAUCCAACUGAUUCCCAGUGGGAGCAUCAAGAAAAUCGACAGCAACAGGGGAGAUCAAUCCGGGAUUAUCAUUCGUUUGGAUGACCUGCAGCUUGAUUUGCCUGGUGGACAAACCCCACCGGCUGUCACUAACUUUGUGGAUCUGCCGCAUCAGAGACAAGCCCUCGCCAGUCUGCUGCAGGCCUACGCAGUUGGGGAUGUGUGUCUCGUGGGCGAGAAGGGUGUGGGCAAGCUAACCCUCACCCAGGAACUCCUACGCCUUCUCCAGCAAACCUCGGAGCCCAUGAUGCUGUACGAGGACAUGACCAGCAGGGAUAUUGUGCAGCAGCGCAUCACGAGUCCGCAGGGGGACACUGUGUGGCGGGAUUCACCGCUGGUCCGGGCGGCCAAAACAGGAUCCGUGGCGAUUCUCAAUGGCCUGCAUCGCCUGCACAAAAGCACAGCCAGCGUUUUGCAGAGACUCAUCCACGAUCGUGAACUGCAGCUGUGCGAUGGCACCACUCUCCUAGGUGCAAAUCGCUAUCAAUCGCUGAUCCAACAAGGAUUCACGGAGGAGCAGCUGGACAAACUCGGUUUCCUGCCCAUGCACGAAUCGUUCCGCGUGGUGGCUUUGGCGGAACCGCCGCGUCUUGGUGGCGGACAGCCCAGUUGGCUGACACCCGAGCUGCUCAGCCUGUUUCUCUACCAGGAGCUGCGUCCCCUGCGCCAGAGCGAAGAGCAGGAGCUGCUGGCUCAGCUCUGCGGUGGAGAACUGCCUGCUGGCAUGGACCCUCUGCUUAAGUUGGCCCAACUGCUGCGCUCCUCGCAGGAUCCCCUGCUGCAAGGUCUGGCGGGCACUUUGUCCACCAGGCAACUCCUGAAACUGGCUCGCCGCUUGGCUGCCUAUCCGGAUAGUGAGCAAAGUGACCUGUACGAAAUGCUGCAGAACACAUUCCUCGCCAGAUUCAUGCCCGCCCUUUCGCGGAGUGCCCUGGAACAAGCCAUCCACCAAGUGGGCAUCGAGCCGAGGGAAACGAAGCUGAAGUUCAGGAAAAACCAGAUAGCCGUGGAGGACAACUCGCUGAGGAUCGGCUCCACGCGCUGGCCCUUGGGCAAUCCCAGCCAAGCACAGCUUUCAAAGGUUCCCAGCACCCUGUUCUACGAGAUGCCGCAGCAUGUCCAGCUGCUGGAGCGCCUGCUGCAGGACUACCUCAUCGGCGAGCACCUUCUCCUAGUGGGCAACCAAGGGGUGGGCAAGAACAAGCUGGUGGACCGCCUGCUGGAGCUGAUGCAGCGUCCCAGGGAGUACAUCCAGCUGCAUCGCGACACCACGGUGCACAGUCUGACCCUCCAGGCGACGCUCAAAGACGGCCAGGUGUCGUACGAGGACAGUGCGCUCGUCCAAGCGGUGCGCUCCGGUCACGUUCUGGUUGUGGACGAGGCGGACAAGGCGCCAGUGAACGUGACCUGCAUCCUGAGAACUCUCGUGGAGAGCGGCGAGAUGGUGCUGGCCGACGGUCGGAGGAUUGUGCCACCGGGUGCCGGCAAUCGAGUGCCCAACUCCAUUGAAACGCAUCCCGAUUUCCGGCUGAUUGUGCUGGCCAAUCGUCCUGGGUUUCCCUUCCUGGGCAACGACUUCUUCGCCGCUUUGGGUGAUGUCUUCAGCUGUCACGCCAUCAGCAAUCCCGAUCCGGACUCCGAGAUCUUCCUGCUGCAGCAGUACGGUCCGCAGGUGCCGAUCAAAACGCUUCGCACGCUGGUGAACGCCUUUGGAGAGCUGCGCACGCUGGCCGACGAGGGAAUGCUCAACUAUCCGUACUCCACGCGCGAGGUGGUGAGCAUUGUGAAGCACCUGCAACGCUACCCGGAGGAGAACAUGUCCGAGGUGGUGGGCAACGUGCUGGACUUCGAUCGCUACCAGCCGGAGGCCCUGCAGCAGGUCACCGCAGUGCUGGCCAAGCACGGCAUCGAGUCGUACGCCGAGGAGGAGAUCCAGGCCAUCCGCAGGCAGAAGACGCUGCAGGCGUCCGUGAAGCGCCACAGUGGACUUGGUGUGUCGGGGCCGAAGUUUGGCAAGCUGGAUCCCAAGAACGAGCCGCAUGUCGGCGGCAAUACGUGGGCAGGUGGCAGCGGUGGGCGUGACACCGCCGGACUGGGCGGCAAGGGCGGUCCCUUUCGCCUGGACAAGGGGCACAAGGUGCACCAGCUGAGCGACGAGGAGAAGGCCGACGUGCCCGAGGAGAUUAAGCGGGCAGCGCGCGAGAUGAACCGCAAGGCGUUCGAGGACAAGCUCAAGGAGAUCAAGAUGUCCGCCCACGACCACCAGCUGUACGCCCAGUUCAGCGAGCCGAAUCGCAAGCAGGUGCAGCAACUGAAGGCCGUCCUGGAAGCCAUGCAGACCAAGAGCAAGGAGCGCCAGUGGCAGAAGUACCAGACGCACGGCGACCUGGAUGACACGCGGCUGGUGGAGGGCAUCACCGGCGAGAAGAACAUCUACAGGCGGCGGGCGGAGGCGAAUCCCUGGGCGGAUCACGUCCAGGAGAAGCCCAACCGACUCAAGCUGGUCGUGGACGUCUCGGGAUCGAUGUACAGGUUCAACGGCUACGAUGGACGGCUGGACCGUCAGUUGGAGGCAGUGGUCAUGGUGAUGGAGGCUUUCGAGGGCUUCGAAAAGAAGAUAGUCUACGACAUCAUCGGCCACAGCGGCGAGGGCUGGGAGAUUCCGUUCGUGACCGCUGGCAGUCCACCGAAGAACGACAAGGAGCGCUUCGAGGCCAUCCGGAUGAUGCACGCCCACUCGCAGUUCUGCUGGUCCGGGGAUUCCACGGUGAAGGCGGCGCGGGAGGCCUGCUCCACGCUGGGAGCGGAGCAGGACUACGACAACGCCAUCGUCGUCGUUCUCAGCGACGCCAAUCUGCAGCGCUACGGCAUCGCUCCCAAGGAUCUGGCAGUGGCCCUCAAGCGGGGCGAACCGAAGGUCAAGGGCUAUGCCAUCUUCAUCGGCAGUUUAGCCGAGGAAGCCGAUGAGAUUAAUGCGGAAAUGCCGGCGGGUCAGAGCUUCGUCUGCAUGGACCUCACCAAGCUACCUCACAUCCUGCAGCAGAUCUUCACAUCCUCGCUGCUUUAGGAUCGCGUAUCUAGUGCAAUUUGUAGAUAGUUUAAGUUUAUGUUGAACACAGUGUUGAUAAUUCCAAUUGUAGUUAAGCCUGAAUUGAGUCUAUAAAUCGAUUUUUAUCUAAAAUAAAGAAUAAAAUGUACAGCAUAAA